This is a messenger RNA of Malus domestica (apple), 1874 nucleotides long. RefSeq lists its product as uncharacterized. Lineage: Eukaryota; Viridiplantae; Streptophyta; Magnoliopsida; Rosales; Rosaceae. The record is from RefSeq and is a predicted model, not a curated record.
AACAAGAAAAUAAAAUAAAAUAAACCAACAGAAAAAUUGAUUUUCCCACCAUUGCCGCGGAUUUGGAUUUCCUUGAUUUGAUUCCGCCUCUCGUUUCCUCGCCGUCGCCGGCCGCCGUCUGCCGCAUAUUCCUUUCUUAGCACAAGCGUGAAAGAAUCGAGGUCUACUGCUCAAUCCUUCAUUCCGAUCAUAGACUUGGGGAAAACUUUAAAACGUGAAAUCUGUCAUCAUGAAUCAACAGAUUCAGGGAACAGGCUCUCUAUCUUCGUCAGACCCCCCUAUGAAGCGAAAACGUGGACGUCCACGUAAGGAUGAAAACUUGGCUCCUGCAGAGAACCCAACUGUGAUCCCAGGACCUGACAGUUCGAAGAAAACCAAACAGAAUGCAAGUACAAGUGAUGAUGUUGAGAAUGAAAUGGUAGGCCAGGUAGUCACUGGCGUGAUUGAGGGGUCAUUUGAUGCUGGAUAUCUUCUGAAUGUUAGGGUCGGAGACACCGACACUCAGCUGAGGGGUGUUGUGUUUCUGCAGGAGAAAAUCACUCCCAUUACUCCAGCAAAUGACAUUGCUCCUCAUAUUAUGAUGUGCAAAAGAAGAGAAAUUCCCAUACCGCCUCUCAACCCACAAUCUCAGCGUUAUGAGUCCGCCCACCCAUCAGAACAAAGUAAUAGGCAACCUGUUGAGGUGAAACCCCAAAUACCUACUGUUCCUAACCAAAUUCAAUCCUCUGUCCCUCAGUCUGGAAUCCUGGAGUCACUUGAAAACAAACCUUUCUCUUUUGUGACUCCGCCGGUUGUGAACUUGCCGAAGAAUGAUGCAGUCCCGCCCUUGGGAGGAAAAGUCAUGCCACAGCAAUUUCCGGAACCUGGAACUGAUAACCAAUCUGCCCCUACUAUGCCCAAGCCAGAGCAUAAUAACGUUGUUGAACAGGAGAAAGUGCUGGAGGAAGUUGAAGCUGCCACAAUAAUGGAAGGGCCAAAUGGUGUAGAGGCCAAUGAGGCAUCAAAAACAGAAACAGCAGCUGGACCAAUUGCUGCCCUACCAGGUGUUGAACCCGUAUGUAAGGCUCCUGAAUUCAAAUUCAGGCUGCGGGUUCUGAAAAGAGUGCAUCGGCUCCUUAUGAAGUAAAGAGAUUCAGACUUGAACUCAACCAAAUGCCUGUAUUCGGUGAACCUAGAGUGACCACUGUCAUGCCAGUUGUUGAACUCAACCACACGCCUGUAUUUGCUGAAUCCGCAAGAAUUGCUGCCAUGCCAGUCAUCGAAACCAAAGGUAAGGAUAAUCAAAUUCAACCUCAGGCUGUGGAUUCUGAAAAGAGCGCAUUGGUUCAUGAUGGUGCAAAAAGCCCGAAUCUCGAGCUCAACCAAACUCCUGUAUUUGCUGAACCUGCCUCUGUUGCUCUCAUACCAGGCAUUGAAACCGUAUGCAAGAAUUCUCAAAUUCAACCUCCAGAUGUCAGUCCUGAAACGAGUUCAUUGGUUCAUGAUGCGGUAAAGUGCGUGGACAUAGAACUCAACCAAACUCCUUUUGCUGCUCCGGUUACUAUACCAUCCGAAUCAAAGAUUGCUGCAGAAGGAUCUAUUCCUCUGGGAACUGCCGAACCUCAAAUCCCUACUUCUGAUGGCAUUAGCAACAUGGAGUAUGACGUCGAAGAUGUCAUUCCAGCUGCACAAUCGUAGAUCCAUGCGGCAACAUCGAUCAUUUCGGUUUGUCGGUAUGAGAACGAGACAGUUAAUAGUGUCUGAGGUGGUUUUUUUUUUAGUAUUCAACAUUUGAGGAUGUUUUUAGUAUCAGUUUAUGCAUUUCUGCUCUGGUUUUAAUUUGUACCUUUCGGAUAAUGUUGCAACUAUUCACAAGUUUCUGCAUGUUUUCGUUA